Ambispora leptoticha is the source of this 211-nucleotide messenger RNA. The record is from the annotation of a GenBank genome assembly. Lineage: Eukaryota; Fungi; Glomeromycota; Glomeromycetes; Archaeosporales; Ambisporaceae.
AUGUCUUAUUUUGACCCUCUUAACUUAAUCCUCGAGAAAUCAACAGACAAUCAACUCAUGACAAAGAAUGAAAAUAUAACGAAAGAAACUCUUUCACCGGCAGAAACAGCUACAAAACGUGCUACAGCAAAGAAACGUGCCCGAUCACCUCCGUUAUCCUUGACGAAAUGUCAAGGUUGCAAUGCUCUUGUGGCAAAAUAUAAAUGCCCAC